This is a messenger RNA of Coregonus clupeaformis (lake whitefish), 3397 nucleotides long. RefSeq names its product zinc finger protein 436-like. The transcript has 3 exons. The record is from RefSeq and is a predicted model, not a curated record. Gene Ontology annotation, cellular component: nucleus. Gene Ontology annotation, molecular function: DNA-binding transcription factor activity, RNA polymerase II-specific; RNA polymerase II cis-regulatory region sequence-specific DNA binding. Gene Ontology annotation, biological process: regulation of transcription by RNA polymerase II; central nervous system development. NCBI's taxonomy places the organism in Eukaryota, Metazoa, Chordata, Actinopteri, Salmoniformes, Salmonidae. The coding region runs from base 265 to 2268 and encodes 667 amino acids.
AAUUUGAACUCCACCUGGCAACCCUGUGCCUAACAGUGUUUAUUACAAACCGGGAUCGCAAUUAUUUCCCAGAGAUAAAUGUCCUGGCUUCUCAGUAAGCUUAUCGGACCGACUCGGAUCACUCAUGCCUACUGAAGAUUGUUGCCUCCUUCUCUGCAGAAGAUGACCAGCUCUCUCUUAUAAGGAGAAGACAAGCCACCACAGCCACCCACAUGGUACCAGUCUAAAGCUACACGACACUGAAAGUUUGAAACAUUUACUGAUAUGGAGGCCGUUAGUUUAACAGAACAAGUUUCCCUGCCCAGGUUAAAACAACAUCAACUCAAUAUGGAGGAAGGAGAUUCUCUGCAUAGCGUUAACCUGAAUCAACUCAAAAUGGAGGAAGGAGAUUAUCUGCAUACCGUUAACCUGAAUCAACUCAAGAUGGAGGAAGAAGAUUAUUUGCAUAGCGUUAACCUGAAUCAACUCAAGAUGGAGGAAGAAGAUUAUUUGCAUAGCGUUAACCUGAAUCAACUCAAGAUGGAGGAAGAAGAUUAUUUGCAUAGCGUUAACCUGAAUCAACUCAAAUUUGAGGAAGGAGAUUCUCUGCAUAGCAUUAACUUGAAUCAACUGAAUCAACUCAAAGUGGAGGAAGGAGAUUCACUACAUAACUUUAACCUGAAUCAACUCAAAUUGUCCACUGCUGUUUCUUUACCCAUCUUGAGACUCCACAGACUGACAAAGGAUCAACUGUCUCUCGCUGCUCUGAGACUUAACCAGAACAACCAGAAGAAGAAGAACAACAAACCAGGCAGAAAACCAACGAAGAAGAAAAACACCCCCACCACCAGCAGAGGAAAGAAAAAAUCCACAAGAAAAGGAAACAACUCUGUUGACAACAAAAGCGUUUCUAGCCAGGUAUCACCAUUGCCUAGAUGUCAGCGUUGCCCAAAGGGAAGCAAAAAUAAACCCAAGAUAACUCUUGAACUCUCCCGCACCAACUUGAGGCCUGACGCAGUAAAACAAGAGGUGAAACAAGAGAUGGACGAUCUGCCUAUCGGUACAAGAAGUGAUGAACACUGGUUGAACGCUUUGAAGCCAGAGAGCUACGACCCAGAGAUGGGUAACACCAGGGGACCUCCUACAGAGAGCAACCCCAGGACAGAUGCACAUCACCUGGGUAUCAAGACGAAGGAUGCCCCCCUGUACCACCAGGAUGGAAGGAGGCGGCUGCGGUCGGCUACCGUUCAGUCAUUCAAUCCAGCUGCAUUGCGGUCUGACCUGGAAUGUUGGCCUCGUAACCAGAAGGUCCCCAGGUUCCCAUGUCCGGACUGCGGCCAGAAGUUCUUCUCCAAACUGCAGUUUAAGUUACAUUCCCGGAGCCACACACAGUACCGGCUGUACUCCUGUGAGGUGUGCCAUAAAACGUUCUCCCGGAAAGGCAGUCUAGACGAGCACCGACCAAAACAUGAGGCGGAGCGCCCCUUCACCUGCCUCCAAUGCGGAAGGACCUUCACGUUCAAAUCCAACCUGACCCGGCACAUGCGGUUCCACAGCGACACACGGCCCUACGUCUGCCCCCAGUGCGGCCAAAGCUUCAAGAUCUCCGACCACCUGAAGAGCCACAUGACAGCCCACAGCGGGUAUAAACCGUACGUGUGCCCGGAGUGCGGCCAGAGUUUUGUCCGUUACAUUAGUCUGAAGUAUCACCGGCUGAGCCACACCGGCGAGCGCCCGCUGUCCUGCCCAGAGUGUCCCAUGACCUUUGCCCGGCCACACACCCUUAUGAUCCACCGGCGACAACACACCGGGGAGACACCGUUCUCUUGCCAGGACUGUGGGAAGCAGUUCAAACAGGGGUGCCAGCUGAAAGACCACGUUAGAAGGAAACACACAGGGGAGAAACCAUACAAAUGCUCAGAGUGUGACAAGUGCUUCAUCACUUCGGCGUCCCGUAAUGCACACAUGGUUGUCCACAAAGGCGAGAAGCCAUACAAAUGCAUGGAGUGCUGUAGGAGCUACAGUACGAGUGGGUGUCUAGCGCAGCACAUGAGGAGACACACAGGGGAGAAACCAUACAAAUGCUCCGAGUGUGACAAGUGCUUCAUCACUUCGGCGUCCCGUAAAGUGCACAUGGUUGUCCACACAGGAGAGAAGCCGUACAAAUGCAUGGAGUGCUGUAGGAGCUACAGUCAACGUGGGUCCCUGAAGAGGCACAGGUGUGAGCAGCAAACCAGGUUAGAGGAACCUCUGGUGUGCGUCCCAAAUGGCGCCCUAUUCUCUAUAUAGUGCACUAGGGACCAUAGGGCUCUGGUCAAAAGUAGUGCACUAUGUAGGGAAUAGGGUGCCAUUUGGGACACAGUCCCGAUGUUCUGAGUGUAGGAACUGGAGAGUGGAUCCUUAAAGCAGCACAGGUGUAAGCAGCAAUGUAGGUGAGAGAAGUCAGGUGAGAGGAUUCUCUGGUGUUUUGACUCGGGGAAACUAGACUUUGUUUAUACAGACACCUACCUGCGUUCCAAAUGGCGCCCUAUUCCCUUUUAUAGUGCGCUACUUUUGACCGAAACCUGAUCAAAAGUAGUGUUUUUUCCUCCUUCCUGUGUUACACUGUUUCCCUUCCUGUCUUUGCAGAACAGGUAGUGCACUAUACAGGAAUGACGUUUCAAACACAACACUCUGUUUUGUAAACGCUACCAAGCAUUCAUUGGUCCUCUGAAGUGUCUCUGUAUUUGUCCAUUCCCCACCCUCCAAUAUUCAUUUUAAUAAAUGUUCCUGAAAGAGCAUCAACUUGUCCCUUAUCUGAAACACUUCCACUUUAUAUUGUUGUGUUGCUGACGAGAAAGCCCACGGGUUUAUCAGAGACUUUGGCGCCAAAGCUGUGUUCCAAGAAAGAAAGAAAAGUCAGGGACUUUUUCUUCCUACUCUCUGUAACAAAGAUAAAAGGUUGCCAAUGGAGCCAGAACAUAUUAAACACACUUAUCAAUGUAUUAAACUUAAGGACUCAUGACAUGUUGACAUAACUUGAAUACAUUUCCUCUGAUUUUCCUGUCAUUUAAAAGGAGGUAUGUGUAUUUGCUGUAACAGAAAGGGAUGUAAAGGAACCAUGGUCUUGUUUGCGCUCUACAGGCUACGUAGUUAAUCCUAGGAACCGUUUUCUGUGCAUUAGGAACAUGCUGUUAACAUAAGAGGCCGCCUUCUGUGAGUCUCCCUAUGAAUUAGAGGGCUUACUGAACAGAAAUGAGAUCAAGUUCUGCAAGGCGGGGCCACGCUCGUUGGACGAAUGAUCCAAUCUCCUCGGUAACAAAACACUGAUCGAGGAAGCCUUUUCCUACACAGACAGAAGAGUCUCCCGAGAGGACCCUGCAGAGUGCACUGUACAUACUUAUUUUCCACCAUAAUUUGCAAAUAAAUUCAUCAAAAA